Messenger RNA from Perkinsus marinus ATCC 50983, 207 nucleotides. RefSeq lists its product as hypothetical. The record is from RefSeq and is a predicted model, not a curated record. Bases 1 to 207 code for a protein of 68 amino acids. The transcript has 2 exons. NCBI's taxonomy places the organism in Eukaryota, Perkinsozoa, Perkinsida, Perkinsidae.
AUGUCUUCAGUAACAUUGAAAGGUGGCUACUCCUACUUGGAGGAGUUACUAGACUUUGGACCAGAAGCAACGAUCCCCUUCGAGUCAUCUCUCCUGGGACCAUAUAUCCACAUUUAUGACGCGCUGCUCGGUGAUGGUCUGAAGAUAUUCGCUGAGUGCUCCCGAGUGGAGAAGCACUGCCUCAUAGGUGGUAUCGUACGAUUAUAG